ACAGUUGUGAAUGAGACGUCGUGGAGUGUGGACUUGUGGAAACAGAGAGCGCGCUUUUAUGGGAAAUUAUCGAUAAUCAAACAUUCGAUUCGUUUUACGAAAUUCAGACAUUACUUUUGAUUUAUAGUUCGAAAUUGUUCUUUGGUGUUGUGGAUGUGUGAAACUGAAGUUUUUUUUUUGGAUUUUACGCAAACGCGUAGAUGUAGCCCGGAUGCCGCGCCUUCAUAGCACGCAUUGGAAAGCAUCCAAAAAAAAUGAAACAGCGACAAUUAAUUUUUGAGUGACCACAAAAAUAGCAUCAGUUAUGAGUGACACGAAAGUAACCGUCUAAAAAUUAUGAAUUGUCUUUGUGAUGCUCAAUAAUGAGUUUUAGUAGUACGGUGUUGGAGGAAUGCGAACUUUGAUGUUGAAGACGUAAAAUUUAAAUUUAUUUGCGUAAACGCAGAUUCCUUCGGGGAAUAAAGAGCGAAACAAUGUCUAUAUAGUUUUUGGAUUUUGGUGAAAUCAAUGAGUGUCGCAGUUUUAUCACGUGUGCUGUGUCGACGGACGCGUGGUGUUAGUGAAAAAUGGCAAUGCUGAAUUUUAAAGUGUGCCUCUGGAUUUUGACGUUUCAAAUACUGAUCGACUCGAGCUUGGAGAUAAUUGAUUCACACGUAAUCCAAGUGUGGUCAGCACCAGGAGGGACGACACGACUGCCUUGCGAUCUGGCGGCUCCUGUACGAGACGUCGCCAUGAUGCUGUGGUUUAAAGACGGCGAUAGAAUGCCCAUAUAUACUGUGGAUUUUAGAAACGGUCCAUCAGUACAUUGGGCUACAGCUGGUGAGUUCGGUGCCAGAACUCACUUUGUGCUAAACGAAUCCGAUCCAUCAUCAGCGCACCUGGCGGUCGAGAAGGUCGUCAGAUACGAUGAGGGGAUAUACAGAUGUAGAAUUGACUACGUCGAUUCCCCGACCAGGAAUUAUCGUGUCAAUUUAACUGUAAUUGUGCCUCCAGAACCACCUCGGUUGUACGAUUCCGAGGGGAGGGAGAUUCUGGGGAACUUCGCGGGACCUUUCCGGGAAGGACAAAACUUGCUUUUAUCGUGUCAAGCGGCUGGAGGUAAACCACCACCAGACGUUUCUUGGUACCAAGGUCCAGAUAGACUUGCCUUCACCAGAGAAGGCUCGGUCUGUCAACUUCACAUCCCAACUCUGAGCAGGGAGAUGUCCGGUGCCAAGUUCCAGUGCAGAGUGGAACCACCUUUACUCGAACCGCAGUUCAGGGAUGUUACCAUCAAAUUGUUUUUGAAACCCCAGUUCGUCAGAGUGACUGGCAGUGGCGCGACCAGAGCUGGCCAGAAUCGUUCUUUCGUGUGCACGACACGAGGAUCGAAGCCAGCUCCUAACAUUGACUGGUUCAUCAACUCGCGCCUCGUGGAUUCGACUAUGACCGAGGUCGAAGUAGAUGGUGAUGUUACAAAGAGUAUUCUAACUUGGCACGUGAGAAGAGAAGACAGCGGUAGACAAUUGGUGUGCCGUGUCUCGAAUCCAUGGUUCCCUGCCUACACCAUAGAAGAUUCCUUAAUGUUUGAGGUUAUGUAUCCACCAGUAUCUCAAAUAUCUCUGAUAGAGCCCAAGGAGCCUCGUUUGCUGCGAGAAGAUGAGAACGCUGUGCUUCUUUGCUCUGCUGAUGCUUCACCGGCAGCCUACAACUUCACCUUUUACAAAGGUACAGAGGUGUACCAAAUCCGAGACGACCCUAUAGCAGGGAUAGCUGUGGAAGGCGAUCGACUUAUGCUUCGAGGUUUGAGAAGGCAUCAUUCAACCGUAUACCGCUGUAAGGCUAGGAAUUCUGAAGGCAGCGCUUUGAGCGACCCCCUCACACUAAACGUACUAACACGCCCAGAGUGCUCAGCUGGUUCAGUAGUCCAGCAAUUAGCGGGAGCUCCUGGAGGAGAAGUGAGAGCAAGGUGUUCUGUUAAUGCGCCGUCAUCAAGAGACGCUGGCCCUUUGAGGUUUUACUGGACUUAUAACGGAACUAAAGAUGUUUUACCGGUUCCGGCAUCCAAUGUAACAGUUAUGGGAUCCAGCAGUACAGUGAUUCACGGUCUGCAUGACGAUGAAGACGAGGACUUGGGCUGGCUGGCGUGCUGGGCCAGUAACGACAUUGGAAACCAGAGAGAACCUUGUCUGUUCAGGAUAAUGCCUGCUGCUUUGCCUGAGCCGCCAAGUAACUGCGAAGUCACAAACGAAGUCCUCCGUUGUGAUGCUGGACACGACGGAGGCCUCUCCCAGCAGUUCCUGUUGGAGGCGCUGGAGGAGGUACGGCCACGCCAACCAACAGUCGACGAGAAUGAGAUAUCAACUAUGAACGACCAGGGUAUUUCUGGACGCGGUCUCUCCGAAGCCGUCUACAGGUACAGGAAUGACAAGCCGCAGUUCUCUCUAGACGCCCUGUCACCUGGUCGGUAUACAUUCCUGAUCUAUGCUGAGACUCCUCGAGGCAGGUCUCCCAGGCCGGCCGCGUUGAGAAGCGUGUCAAUUCGAACUGUUGAAGAUCUGGACAGACCGGGUUCUCUGCAAACAAUGACACCCGGUCCUCCCUCUCCGCCUGCCCAGACUGACAACAGCGUCGCAUUAUUAGUAGGUGCAGCACUUUCAUUGGUACUGCUGACCAUAUUGACGACACUUUGUGUUGCUCUUGUCGUGAUGUGUAAGAAGAAAAAUCGACCGCGGCGUGGUGCUGAACCAGAUACAAUAUCGCGUCGCAACAUCGGCGUUUCAAUGUAUGGAGCCUCAACCAUAUCUCCGAGUAUAGUGCCCACGGUGGUGGUGAGAGGACAUAGAGGUUCCAGGGUAUUAGCAGCCAGGUGGUCUGGAGUACUAGACGAUGCUCCACUCGCAGUCCUAGCCUUGGAUACUAGACCUCAUGAUAGUGAUUCGAGUCGGAGCGAUGAAGAUCAUCAUGAAACAUCAUUGACAAGGCAUAUAGACGAUACAAGUCAAAUAGAUACUUGAUAAUACGGUGAUGAAAAAUAUUUUAUUUUAGUGAUACAUGAGCAAAUGACAGCAUCAGAAUGUUUAUAACUAGUAGAUAUGGAAAACAAAAAGAUAAUAAUGGCGGCGAUGUGCAGUAUAUUUGUGUUCAUAUUUAUAAUUACAUCAUGAUGACGCUAUUUAUAAAUGCAGAACUUUGAAAUUUAAUGUCUAAUUAAUUAAUCUAAAUAAGUAUUUGGAAGUAAAAUGUAGACAGUUGCAUUAAUAAAGAACAUUUUAAUGAAUAUGUGUUCAGCCCUACAUUUUUUAAAACGUUCGUAAAAUUAUCGGAAACAAAAAAAUAGUUCCUAUUUUAUUUUUAAUUGUAACAGUAGACUUUUAAACGGUAAUUUUAAAUCAUCGUAUUAAACGCAUUCUUUUCAAAAACAAAACAUAAACCUGAGCGUAUUUGCACAUACAUAUGUAGAUGUUACAAUACAAUCCUAUAGGGAAAACCAAAUCUAGAUGUGCUUAAGUUUUGUUAUAAUUUAUUGACUAGAUUUUCUUAAUUAUAAAGUGUAAUUGUGGUAGCGAUGGGCGAUUAGUAUUGACAACGAUUCCAUAACAGAAAACUGAAGGAAUUCUUUAUUUAGGAGGCUAUUCUCAAAACUGCACAAGAAAUCGCUAAAAUAAUUGGGAAAAAUAUAGAUUUUUUGAGAUAUCCAUUAGAUCGUGUAAUUAAUUGACAUUGACUGGGCCAGAUUUUUGUAUGAGCUACAGUAAUAAAAUAAAUCGCUAAACUUAAGACAACUGUUAGGUGCAAUGCUUACAAUUUAUCAAUGAUUCCUCAUUACUUGGAACCAGAGCUUAGAGAUACAGUAUUUACAUUCCAUAGUACCAAUAUCACACACAUGUCAGAUCAGAACUAUAUUUACCGUACUUAGUCAAGAUCUGGAAUGUACUGUAUCAUUGGUGAUUCGCUCCGGGCAAGAGGCCCUAGUAGUGAUUCGCAGAAUCUACCACCAGAUCGGAAUCUCGACCGACUGAGAAGAUCCGGCGAGAAACUCAGUGGGCUAAAUGGAAAUCUAUAAAAAAGCUCUCAAAUAAAGCAAUCGGCCUAUAUUUGUAAUACAAUUAGAGGCUAUGUCCUUUGAAAAUAAUAUCAGUGUUCUGUUCUAGGAAACUAUAGGAACACGUUAUUUAAAUCAAUCGCCCACAAGUAACUGUAUAAUAUCAGUAUUACAAUAGUGAUAAUAAUAAUAUGUAUGUAGUUGUUGUGAUUAAUAAUUUUGACUAAUUUAUUGAUACAGUUUUUAGUUUAUAGUGUAUUUAGUUUAUACGAAUAAUUGAAUCCAAAGCUUAUUGUGAAGGAAAUAAGGUGGUAAAUACAUAGGUAAGUUUUAUUAUCCGAUAGCUAUUAUGUUCUUCUUAUUUCAACUUCUAAAUCCAAAUUUGGAACUCAGGUCUUAAAGUGGUCUAUAGGUUACAAGCCAAAGCGUGUGCAGUAAUAAAAAGUAACAAAUUUAUAGCACGCUCAGUUCUGUGUCAGUGUCAUAAUAAGACAAGGUCGAUAUUCAUGUAACUAAGUUCAAAAUACGUGAUUUUGGGUCGAAAUUCUCGGUCGACACGCUUUCUGGGCUGUGGAAGCUAACUGAGUCGCUAGUGUCACGGCGUCCGUAUCUAAUCCCCGUCCGGACAAAAGCAGAACACAGCAAGUAAUGUGAGAUGGCGUCGCACUGUCUAAGCUUCGCCAACCCACUCCAACCACCUAACAAAUACAUGCCAUAUUAUAUUACGGGUAUAAUUUAAUAAGUAGAUUAUUUUUUUAGUUUCUAAGUUUUGUUCGUGUCUCUCAUGAAACUAUCCUUACGGAAAUAUGUUUUUGACGUGACAACGUCUUAUAAAUCGAUGGACCCGGCUGCAAGUACGAAAAACAUGACGCAUGCGGCGUUACCUCGCUCUGAGGCGUUCCAUUUAAGACUACAAGUGCAAGCGAGAGCGCGCAACGAGCGACAAAGAGGCACAAUCGGCCUCCGCGUUCGGCAGCGUUCGACAUCUGUCUCUCUACUACUUGAGUGAGCGAUGCAUCCGCGUGGACAGCUGCUAUACAAUAAUACAUUUACACGUUUUCAUCAAAUAUGAAGUUCAGUGAAAAGUGGAUGUGGUGUCAAUUGUUUAUAGCAACGAUAAUUGCGAUAAUUGAAAAAUGAAACCAUUCCAUCAGUAUUUUCUUAUGAGGUUGUCACGUUCAACUAUCGUCAGUAAGCCGACUUUACAGACAACCGAUUUUUUUUUUACUUGUAAAAUUUAAACAACAAUACUAUUUUGUUGUGUGUGUAAAGUAAUUCCCUAGUUUGGAUAGUAUAAUUAUGUUGGGCCAUUAAAUAUUUGUUGUUGUCAGUAGAACAACUAAACACGAAUGGUAAAAUUUAAUAUUAACAACAUUUCGGUUUUAUAAAGUUUACUCUAUAAUGCGAACGUCCACGGAAACUGGAUAUUCAGAACGAAUAAUCAAAUUGUAAAGUUAAAUAUAACAUUGAGCAGAAAUCUAAAUGAUGAUGAUUAAUCUGUUUUUAUUUAUUAACUAAGGUGAAUGUGCUGUUAAAUUCUCCAAAAAGACUUCGUAGAAUUUGUAUGAAUUCCCGUGGUUAAUUAUUUUCUUAUUUAUUUUAAUAGAAUGGCUGUUUGUGAAACGGAAAUAUCUUAGUUUGAUAAAUUAAGAGAUGUAUACGUUUUAGUAUUGCAUUAUGAAAUAAAAUAUAUUUUGUA
Molecule: messenger RNA, 5723 nt
Organism: Bombyx mori (domestic silkworm)
Lineage: Eukaryota; Metazoa; Arthropoda; Insecta; Lepidoptera; Bombycidae
Product: hemicentin-2
Exons: 17
Coding region: 567-2996 (809 amino acids)
Source: RefSeq, a predicted model, not a curated record